UCCUUACCCACAAUGCAAAGCGAAGCAGCCACGUACGGAUAUACAGAUCCACCCCUGCUGCUUGUCGUUAGCUUCCUGUGCUAACUGUUCACUCACAGAGCAGCACGUCACUGGUUUCUACACGAUGCUACACUCGUUUACCAGGUCUUCAGGGAGAUCACCAAAGCUGUAAGAUGUCAACAGUAGUGUUUGCCUCUGUGGUUCGGGUUGGGGACGGCCUGCCACUCUCUGCAUCCACCGACUAUGAGCAGGAUAAAGAGCUUCAGGAAACCAAGCGGCAUCUCAAAGGUCUCUCUAAAAAGCUCAGCCAGUUUCCGGACCGCUGCACCCUUAAGACUGGAACGUACAAUGUCAACUUCAUAAGCUCACUGGGUGUUGGAUACCUGAUGGUGUGCACGGCAAACUACCCCAACGUGCUGGCCUUCUGCUUCCUGGACGAGCUGCAGAAAGAGUUCAUAGUAACGUAUGACACCAAACGCACCAGCAGCGUUGUGCGGCCCUACUCCUUUAUUGAAUUUGACACCUUCAUCCAGAAGACAAAGCAGCGCUACAACAGCCCUCGUUCUCUGUCCACCAAGAUCAACCUGUCUGACAUGCAGACAGAGAUCAGGCUGCGACCGCCCUACCAGCUCUCCCCUGAGGACCUGCGAGCUAUCAAUGGAUUCACUGUACACACACCUACCAAGUACAAGGGCAUAGCUCCCACACAGAUGUUGGAGCCGGUGACUCUCCAAGGCAUCGUGUCCUGUGUACUAAGUGUCCUCUGUGGAGGCUUGAACCUGCUUCGAGGAGUCCAUGCUAUAGAGAGCAUUUUACAGAAUAACGAUGAAGACUUUAAUUAUGUGAUUGCCUUCUUCCUCGGCACAGCAGCCUGUCUGUAUCAGUGCUACCUGUUUGCCUACUUCUCUGUGUGGAGGAACAGUAAGUCCUUCCUGGCAUUUGCACUCAUCUGUCUGUCCAACAUGUAUCUGUAUGAACUGAGGAACAUGUGGCAGAUCCUCUUCCAUGUGGCCGUGGGCGCCUUCAUGACCCUGCAGAUAAAACUGAGACAACCGCUGGGCAAAGCUCCGGACUAUAACGUCUGACAAAAACUUUAAACACAGAGGAAAAAUGGACCAACUGUCUCACGAAAGCCCUGGAAAUACAGCUGAGGCAGCACCGACCAGUUCGAGGCCAAAGUGGAGACCAAGUAAGAGGGAAUCUGGCAGAACCGCAGUCGUCUUGUUCUCACUCAAUCCCAGAACCAGUGGACAAAUCUGAGUGAGACACACUGCUGCAGCCUUGAAUCAUCUGAGGAAUUUAUUCGAUUGAUUUGAGAAGUUGUCUGUUUACGACAUUUACUGAUACUUCCUUUCUUUGCAGCUAUAGUUUAUUCCUGUAUUCAGGAUGUUCAGUUUUGCCAUCUGUGCUCUCACAGCAGCGACAAAAUUAAGUAUUGGAACGACCUGUCAUGUUUAAAACCCUCUUCAAUUCAAAUAGCCGUAGACAAACCGUUGUAAUAUCUUACGUCAUGUUAAACCUCCCAUUACAUUUAAGAUAUUAAGUUUCAGUAUUCAAAAUUCAAACGCUGUGGUAGGAGCUUGGAAGAAUUUACAAUUUAUAAAAUAUCUGACCAAAUUAUAUGUUACCUAGAAUGAAAAUUCAUACAAAACUUAUACAAGUUUGACACAUGAAACAACAUAUUUCUGUAUUUAAUAUUCUUUGAUUUCAGAGUUAAUUCAGUUUGUCCUGUUUUCUGUUUUUCCACAACAUUCAGCUUGCAUUUAAUUUCCUGUUAUAUGCUUUUAUUUGCACAUGAAUGCUUGAUUACCUGGCCUCGUGCAGGGCUCUGGAUUAAGUCUUGGCUUGAAACUAUGCAACGCUGCCUCACAUAUAUAUCACUUCAAUGUUUGUGCAUUCUGUAUUUAGAAGCCAAAUAUCUUACUUUGAAGAGCAAAUAUAAAUGUUGUAGAUGGUUCAUUUAGCUAUUUAUUUCCUGAUGGAUUCAUUGGCACAUGCUCAGUGAAGAUUUAUACAGAUAUUUUAUCAGUUUUAAUUGUUGUCUCAUGUUUCGCUUCUUUUAAAAAUGUGCAUCUUGUCACAAAGCUUUCCCGGCUCCAGUCGACACAAACAGCCUGUUAGCAUUCAUUCCCCACUUCCUCGCCCACACAGCCGCGAGCAUGUGCCUGUGUCAAGUGACUUUGUUAAUAAACAAGUCUGUGUUGGCAGCGGUAAAGGAACUUGCUGUGUGGUUGAGGCCAGAGGCAGCUCGGAUCAUCUGAGCAGCCCUUGGCGUGUACCCCCCCCGACGAUCCCCUCGCUUCAGACACGGCUGCAUCAGGCACUUAGGAAGACAAAAACUCAGCCUCUCACUCUGCCUGUGUAAUGGAUAUGAGCACAAAAUUCCCAUUUAACGUCAUUACAAUCAGGAGACGCCACAUUCAUCGUGAAUAAGCUGCGUGAGGUUUUCUUCUAAAACGACGGGAAGAUUUCCCGGCUUCCUACAGCAUCCCAACAAAUAGUAAACCAAUGGAAAAGGGUAGAGACAUGAGUCAUGCCUUUAUUGUUCAUUGUUCAUGAGAAGCACAACUGUUGUGCCAAUAUUGUCAUAAUGUUCUUUUUGUUUUCUAUACUGAUCAAAGUUAAAAGGGAAAAGAAAAGAAGUAAACACACGCAACUAGCCUCAGUGUCCAUCUGGCAGCUGCACUCCACAUCUGUCUGGGGAGCGCUGCUUCACUUCAGCCUCGUAUGAUUCAUCACUGUGUUCAGAGAAUGUUCCCUCGCUUUCCAGCAGACGCACCACACCUACAUGACCUAAUAGUUCCUUACACAAUAUGGCUCGGAUUUGAUUGGAUCUGGAUUGUACUUCACUGGCUCCAGUUGUUUAUGUUCUUUUUCCACAGCAGUGACAGAAGAUGUGUGUUGUGUAAAAUCUGAAAAAAUGUACUUCAAUGGUUUUAUACUGUUUUACGAUUUCUUUCCAGUUCCUAAGAACGUGGGAGUGAACUGCAAAACAAUAUUUGUAUGCGAUUUCCCCCCCACCACAUUUUUAUUCAUUUUAAAGUUAUUAGUUCACAGAAUAAUACAAUACUUUAUUGUAUAUGCAGGGUUCGAUUCAGGAAACGCAGAAGUGGAAAAGAAUGGCUCUAAUUUGAAAAUGUGUUUGAACACUGGAUUAAAAGCAUAUCUGAGACUGAAA
This is a messenger RNA of Pleuronectes platessa (European plaice), 3178 nucleotides long. RefSeq names its product SEC22 homolog A, vesicle trafficking protein (gene sec22a). The transcript is spliced from 7 exons. Lineage: Eukaryota; Metazoa; Chordata; Actinopteri; Pleuronectiformes; Pleuronectidae. Gene Ontology annotation, biological process: endoplasmic reticulum to Golgi vesicle-mediated transport. The coding region runs from base 174 to 1085 and encodes 303 amino acids. The record is from RefSeq and is a predicted model, not a curated record.